Penicillium verhagenii is the source of this 507-nucleotide messenger RNA. Its product is annotated as transporter. Gene Ontology annotation, molecular function: basic amino acid transmembrane transporter activity. The record is from RefSeq and is a predicted model, not a curated record. Gene Ontology annotation, biological process: transmembrane transport; basic amino acid transport. NCBI's taxonomy places the organism in Eukaryota, Fungi, Ascomycota, Eurotiomycetes, Eurotiales, Aspergillaceae. The coding region runs from base 1 to 507 and encodes 168 amino acids. The transcript is spliced from 4 exons. Gene Ontology annotation, cellular component: fungal-type vacuole membrane.
AUGAAGACCACAAUGGAUGAGAACACGCCGCUAAAUCCCAGUCCAAGCGACCAAGCAGAUGAUCCAGAGAGAGGGAAAGGUUCAAAAGAAGAUGGAAAAUCACCAGUGGACCGCCUAUUUUUCACUGUUGCUCUCUUAGGGUCUUUCCUUGCCUACACUGACGAAACAUUUGUUCUAUCGAUUCACACGGAGAUUGCAUCCCAGUUUAAUCACGCUUCCCUGGGACCCUGGCUUAUCGCCGGCUACAAUUUGGGUUACAUCAUCACAUUUCCAUUGUAUGGGCGAAUUUGCGAGGUUUAUGGUUACAAGUUCCCUCUCCUGGCCGCAUAUCUCAUGUUCGCUGCCGGGUGUAUGACUACUGGCGUGUCGAGAUCGAUCUGGGUUGCGAUUAUUGGCAGAUUUAUCGCUGGCGCUGGUGGAUCUGGCAUGAAUGACUUGAUCAGUGUCAUUCUGAAUGGUGAUAGCCCCGAUACAAUUUGCAUAGGCAUCCGACUGACCGCAUACUAG